Molecule: messenger RNA, 1268 nt
Organism: Cicer arietinum (chickpea)
Lineage: Eukaryota; Viridiplantae; Streptophyta; Magnoliopsida; Fabales; Fabaceae
Biological process (GO): mitochondrial proton-transporting ATP synthase complex assembly
Cellular component (GO): mitochondrial inner membrane
Source: RefSeq, a predicted model, not a curated record
CUUAAUUUAAUAAUAAGACAAAUAAUUUUAAAAAAAAGGUGCAUCAUCAUCUUGACCUAGACAUGGAGUUAUGCAAAUUGCAGACAAAUUGAAAAGGAAGAAGACGAAUUAGGAGAACGAACACAUCAAAUUCGGAAUCGAAGUGUGAUAUAAAAUGCAAGGUUUGAAGCAAUUAACACGACGAUGUUCCUGUAUCAGAAAUUCGAUUGUUCCCGAAAAAUUCCAUUAUUCACCUCCCUCGCAAAAUUUGUCUCGCCUCACACCCAAACGUUUCUUCGAUUUGCACAAGCUUGGAAAUAAGGAAGCAAUAGCGAAGGAGAGAGCUAGAUUAAAUGAUGAAAUGAACAGGGGAUACUUUGCUGAUAUGGCUGAGUUCAAGCAACAUGGCGGUAAGGUUGCCGCAGCUAAUAAAGUGAUUAUACCCGCAAUGGCGGCUGUUAAAUUUCCGGAUAUCGAAGUCAGCUUCUCAGAUGGUAAAACAAUGAAGCUUCCUAUUCGUGUUUCUGAUAAUCCAGUUGAUUCUGACAAAUCAUCUGUCCCCAAGGCAUCUUUGGUUUGUCUUUCAUUUCGAGCAAUCUCCCAGGAAAUGAUCAAUUCUUGGAGCGUGCCUUUUGCUAAAGCAUUUAGUAACUCGAACAAUGUUCAAUUAUAUCAGGUAUCAUUUAUAGAUUCAUGGCUUUUAUGCCGCUCUCCUAUAAAACGUUUACUUCUGCGGGCAAUGAAGAAACCUAAUCUUAAUGAAGAAAGCAAGGAUGCACUUCAAGGGAAAAUGGUGUAUUCAUUUGGUGACCACUAUUAUUUCAGAAAAGAACUGAAGAUACUGAAUCUCCUCACUGGGUAUAUCUUCCUACUAGAUAAUUUUGGUAGAGUAAGAUGGCAGGGAUUUGGAGUGGCAACAGAAGAUGAACUCUCCUCCCUUCUUUCUUGCACAUCACUUCUUCUAGAUGAGUAAUGAAGGUACAAAACUACACUGUUGUCUGUAUUUCAGAAAUUUUGGGCUGUGAUAAACAAAGUUGAAUGAGAUUUUUCUGUUUUAAGUGAUAAUUUAGACAUUUAUGGAGCUAUUACCUUGUGUGGGAGGAAAAUUGUAACCCAAGGAAGCUGUGUGAGGAUAAAUAAUUAUUAUGUUUUUAUUACAAAUAUUUUUGAUCUGUAAGUUGAAAUUAUUUCCAAUAAAAGCAUACACAAUUUUAGGAUUAUCAUAUAGUGUUGCUCUUGACCUGAAGAUUAUCCAUGAGGAUGCAUCUUUUGUGAUGAUGAUCACUAUA